AUCAACUUGUUUUUGAACUUUUAUUUUAAUAAUGUUAACUUUAUUAUUUUAUACCUUUUAUUUUCGCUUCCUUUAGCUCUGCGGGCUGAAGUGUUUGAGAGAGUUUGAUUGAAGCAUUUGUCAUGUAAAUGCGAGUAGCUUGAUGGACGAGCCUGCAGACUUGACAGAGCGCUGUAGGUCAUCUGCUAUUGGCGUUUAGCGGGUCACGUGGUGUGUCAGGAAGGUGAUAUGAGGGUGGAAGGCAGUUUUACAGCUUUGACAUACUACCUAAGGUCAGGGCACCAGGAGCACCGAUUAAUGACUGUCCGGUCCGGAUCGGGUUAGCUUAAAGACCAGGCCUGGGUUCAGGAUGAACUCAUACUUAGAUUAUCCUGUAUGCAACCAUGGAGCGAACAUUUUCAGUGCCAAGGCCGGAUAUCCCAAUUUAAACCACGGAUAUGUGUCCAACUCGUGUCCAACAGCUGAUAAUUACGCACAGGACGGUCGUUUGGUGGCAACGUCUGCGCCCCAUCACCCACCCAGCCUCCCCCUUCACCACCAAACUCACUUGGAUCUGCAGUUUCCAGCACCAGGAAACCCCGUGUACGGCUCCCCGCUGGAGUUCGGACACCACCAGUAUGGCCUCGCUCCAGACCAGGACCGGAGCUUCAUUCACGCACAGGUUUCUCCAAACAUGGCGCCCUUUCCUGGGGAAGGCUGCGGGCCUGCAGCUGGAGCCAGCUCUCAAUACCUGCAUCCCAGCGGUGAUCAGAGGCAGCAGGAGUUCCCAGAAAACGUUUACGCACGAGUGCCGACUCAGUGCAAAGAGAAGGAGGAAACUUCAAUAACCUUCGACUGGAUGAAAGUGAAGAGGAACCCCCCCAAAACAGCGGUCCAGUCGGAGUUCGGGGUUCCGGGCCAGAUCAACGUCAUCCGCACCAACUUUACCACCAAGCAGCUGACGGAGCUGGAGAAAGAGUUCCACUUCAACAAGUACCUGACGCGCGCGCGGCGGAUAGAGGUCGCGGCCAGCUUGGAUUUAAACGAGACGCAGGUGAAAAUCUGGUUCCAGAACCGCAGGAUGAAACAGAAGAAGCGGGAGAAGCUUUUGGGACACACUUCGGCCUCCGUGGAGAAAGCCCGAUCCGAUUCCUCCCCAAAAGCAAAGGAGAAAAACUGUGAACACUGAUAAGAAUGCGAGCGUGGAGGCCUGAGCGCACGGACGUUGCACCAUUCCAGAACAUUAAAAAAGAGAUAAUAGUUGUGGACUAACAGGGUAUGUUUAAUAUGUUCAACACUGACUUGUGACCUAAAAAAAGUAUUUUUUUGUAAAAUGUUUUCCAUCAUUUCUGCAGAUUUGAGUUUGCACUAUUUAUUUCCAGGAUUUUUCAAGCAAUGAUUUAACUUAAUAAAGUCUUAAGAAAAACUUUU
Molecule: messenger RNA, 1410 nt
Organism: Oryzias melastigma (Indian medaka)
Lineage: Eukaryota; Metazoa; Chordata; Actinopteri; Beloniformes; Adrianichthyidae
Gene: hoxb1b
Product: homeobox B1b
Exons: 2
Coding region: 350-1168 (272 amino acids)
Biological process (GO): regulation of transcription by RNA polymerase II
Cellular component (GO): nucleus
Molecular function (GO): DNA-binding transcription factor activity, RNA polymerase II-specific; RNA polymerase II cis-regulatory region sequence-specific DNA binding
Source: RefSeq, a predicted model, not a curated record